This is a messenger RNA of Lolium rigidum, 3293 nucleotides long. RefSeq names its product probable sucrose-phosphate synthase 2. Gene Ontology annotation, molecular function: sucrose synthase activity; sucrose-phosphate synthase activity. The record is from RefSeq and is a predicted model, not a curated record. Gene Ontology annotation, biological process: sucrose metabolic process. Bases 16 to 2910 code for a protein of 964 amino acids. Lineage: Eukaryota; Viridiplantae; Streptophyta; Magnoliopsida; Poales; Poaceae. The transcript has 13 exons.
GCGGCGGCGGCGACGAUGGUGGGCAACGACAACUGGAUCAACAGCUACCUCGACGCCAUCCUCGACGCCGGCAAGUCGUCCAUCGGCGGCGACCGCCCCUCCCUGCUCCUCCGCGAGCGCGGCCACUUCUCCCCGGCCCGCUACUUCGUCGAGGAGGUCAUCACCGGCUACGACGAGACCGACCUCUACAAGACAUGGCUCCGCGCGAACGCGAUGCGGAGUCCCCAGGAGAGGAACACGCGGCUGGAGAACAUGACGUGGAGGAUCUGGAACCUCGCCAGGAAGAAGAAGGAGUUAGAGAAAGAAGAAGCCUGUCGUUUGUUGAAACGGCAUCCAGAAACUGAGAAAACACGAACUGAUGCUACGGCCGAUAUGUCUGAAGAUCUCUUUGAUGGCGAAAAGGGAGAAGAUGCUGGUGAUCCAUCGGUUGCAUAUGGUGACAGCACCACAGGGAGCUCACCUAAGACCAGUUCAGUUGACAAGCUAUACAUAGUAUUGAUCAGCUUACAUGGUCUUGUCCGUGGUGAGAAUAUGGAGCUAGGCCGAGAUUCAGAUACUGGUGGCCAGGUCAAAUAUGUGGUUGAGUUUGCUAAAGCACUGAGUUCAUCUCCUGGCGUUUACCGGGUCGAUUUGCUCACAAGACAAAUUGUAGCACCAAAUUUCGAUCGUAGUUAUGGUGAACCGGAAGAAAUGCUGGUUUCGACAACCUUUAAAAAUUCCAAGCAUGAAAGGGGAGUGAACAGUGGUGGAUACAUCAUUCGGAUACCAUUUGGUCCAAAAGACAAGUACUUAGCUAAAGAACAUAUGUGGCCUUUCAUUCAAGAUUUUGUUGAUGGUGCACUCAGCCAUAUUUUGCGGAUGUCAAAAACCAUUGGUGAAGAAAUUGGCUGUGGGCAUCCAGUAUGGCCUGCUGUGAUUCAUGGGCAUUAUGCCAGUGCUGGAGUAGCUGCUGCCCUGUUAUCAGGAGCACUUAACCUGCCUAUGGCAUUCACGGGACAUUUUCUCGGGAAAGAUAAAUUGGAAGGGCUUCUCAAACAAGGGCGACAAUCAAGGGAACAGAUAAAUAUGACAUACAAAAUAAUGCGCCGAAUUGAGGCGGAGGAAUUAUCUCUUGAUGCAUCUGAAAUUGUUAUUGCUAGUACUAGGCAAGAGAUUGAAGAGCAGUGGAACUUGUAUGAUGGUUUUGAGGUCAUACUUGCAAGGAAGCUUCGAGCAAGAGUCAAGCGUGGUGCUAACUGCUAUGGCCGUUAUAUGCCUCGUAUGGUUAUAAUUCCUCCUGGUGUUGAGUUUGGCCAUGUCGUUCAUGAUUUUGAUAUGGACGGUGAAGAAGAAAACCAUGGCCCAGCAUCUGAGGAUCCACCUAUCUGGUCGCAGAUAAUGCGCUUCUUUACGAAUCCUAGGAAGCCUAUGAUUCUGGCUGUUGCCCGUCCAUAUCCGGAGAAGAAUAUCACAUCACUUGUAAAAGCAUUUGGUGAAUGUCGCCCACUAAGAGAGCUUGCGAAUCUUACACUAAUCAUGGGUAACCGUGAGGCUAUUUCAAAGAUGCACAACACGAGUGCUUCUGUCUUGACAUCAGUGCUCACACUAAUUGAUGAAUACGAUUUGUAUGGUCAAGUGGCAUACCCCAAGCACCAUAAGCACUCUGAAGUUCCUGACAUUUAUCGUUUGGCCACAAGAACAAAGGGCGCUUUUGUAAAUGUGGCUUAUUUUGAACAAUUUGGUGUUACCUUGAUAGAGGCUGCUAUGAAUGGUUUGCCUGUUAUUGCUACAAAGAAUGGAGCUCCUGUUGAAAUUAAUCAGGUGCUCAACAAUGGUCUCCUUGUCGAUCCACAUGAUCAGAAUGCCAUUGCAGAUGCACUGUAUAAACUUCUUUCUGAGAAGCAACUCUGGUCAAGAUGCAGAGAAAAUGGGCUAAAAAAUAUCCACCAAUUUUCAUGGCCUGAACAUUGCAAGAAUCACUUGUCAAGGAUAUUGACUCUUGGUGCAAGAUCUCCUGCUAUAGGUAGCAAAGAGGAAAGGAGCAAUGCACCUAUAUCAGGAAGGAAGCAUAUAAUUGUUAUUUCUGUAGACUCUGUUAACAAGGAAGAUCUAGUACGGAUAAUCAGAAAUGCUAUUGAGGCUGCACAUACACAGAACACGCCGGCUUCAACUGGUUUCGUGCUGUCAACUUCACUAACAUUAUCAGAGAUUUGCUCACUGCUAGUAUCUGUAGGCAUGCAUCCUGCUGGCUUUGACGCAUUCAUCUGCAAUAGUGGGAGUAGCAUUUAUUAUCCUUCAUAUUCUGGUAAUACGCCAAGCAGUUCAAAGGUUACACAUGUAAUAGAUCAAAAUCACCAAUCACAUAUUGAGUAUCGUUGGGGAGGAGAAGGUCUAAGAAAGUAUCUAGUGAAAUGGGCUACUUCAGUGGUAGAAAGAAAGGGAAGAAUUGAAAGGCAAAUGAUAUUUGAAGAUUCUGAACAUUCUUCUACCUAUUGUCUUGCAUUUAAAGUGGUCAAUCCAAAUCAUCUACCUCCUCUAAAGGAGUUGAGGAAGUUGAUGAGAAUCCAGUCACUCCGUUGUAAUGCGCUUUACAACCACAGUGCUACCAGACUGUCUGUAACUCCUAUUCAUGCGUCUCGCUCUCAGGCAAUAAGGUACUUGUUUAUACGCUGGGGAAUAGAGUUGCCAAAUAUAGUAGUCCUUGUUGGUGAAAGUGGUGACUCAGAUUACGAAGAACUGCUAGGGGGUCUUCACAGGACCAUAAUCCUGAAGGGCGACUUCAAUAUUGCUGCAAACAGAAUCCACACGGUCAGGAGAUACCCCCUACAGGAUGUUGUGGCACUGGACAGCUCAAAUAUUAUUGAAGUCGAGGGUUGCACUACAGAUGUCAUUAAGUCUGCUCUGCGGCAGAUUGGGGUGCCAACACAAUAACGUCUUGUGUUUUGCAUGCGACACAGAGAAAAGAAAGGGGAAGAACGAGCCAGAUCAAGUACCACAAUUCCCAUACCUGAUGGGAAUGCCGAUUUUGUUUGUAGGUUGUAGAGUGUGGGUGUCUUGAGAGCUGUGAAUAACUUGCAACAUCUGUUUGUACUAUUCACAAAUUUUGAAGUGAACGAUGUGGGUACCUUAUACGCUAAGGACAAGAUAUGGAUUCACAUAUCCGUAAUGAGAAAACAUACUUGAAGAAGCCUGGAAAGGCAGAUACUCCCUAAAUGUAUGAUGACCGUCUGCUCUCAUCUAGUGGAACUCUGGUGAUGUUCUGAAAAGAAGUUCAAGUGAUCAAUACAGAUUUAUAUUAACACCACCAUGCAUUA